UCCAGUGAGUCGGCUCUUCACAUCAGGUGGCCAAAGUACUGGAGCUUCAGCAUCAAGAAAUUGAGACCAUCAAAAAAACCUGUAGGAAGAUAUUUUGGACCUGACAGUUGUGUAUUUCCUGACAGAGAUCUUUGGUCUUAUCUAACUGUGUUUAUACUUUGAGGAUGCUGAUCUGUUGGAUGGUUUUGGUACUUUCCCCUAGAUUCCACUACGCAUCCUUCCAACACCUAAUUUUUCCUUUCAGAGAUAAAUGGUACCCAGAAAAUAGCUGGGUGGAAAAUUUGGACACUGACUCUUCUUUCUUGAAGUUAAAAUCCUUACCUAUGAUUGACAAAAGAAUAGAUCAGUGGGACAGAAUAGAGAACCCAAAAAUAGGUCUAUACAAACAUAGUCGACUAGUUUUUGACAAAGGAAAAAGCAAUUUAGUGGAGGAAACUUAGACUUUUCAACAAGUGAUGCUGGAGCAAUUGGACAUGCAUAUGCACAAAAAUGAACUUGGACACAGACCUUACACCUUACACAAAAAUUAACUGAAAAUGAAUCAUAUAUCUAAAUGUAAAACACAAAACGAUAAUGUUUUCUGGAAGAAAACAUUAGGAGAAAAUCUUUGUCACCUGGGUUUUGGUGAUGAGAUAUAAACAUCAAAAGCAUGAUUAAAUGAAAGAAAAAAAUAGACUAGUUAGAUUUUGUUAAAAUUUAAAAACGCCUUUCUAUGAGAGUGAAAAGACAAAUUACGGACGGGGGGAGGGUCUUGGCAAAAGACAUCCAAUAAAGGACUUGUGUCAAAAGUAUACCAAAAACUCUGAAAACUCAACAAUAAAGACACAAAUCAGUUGAAAAAUGAGCAAAGGGUGUGAACAGGUAGCUCUCCAAAGAAGAUAGGCAGAUGGCAAGUAAGCAUAUCAAAAGAUGCUCCAUGUUAUUUGUUAUUAGACAUGGAAGUUAAAACAGAAAUGAGAUAACACUUCCCAUGUAUUGGGAUGGCUAAGAUCCAGCUCACUUAUGGCACUAAGUGCUGGAAGGAUGUGGAGUAACAGAUGCUCUCACUCAUUGCUGGUGGAAAUCCAAAAUGGUAUAGCCACUUGCGGCGGGGGGGGGGGAGUAGUUUGGUGGUAAAACUAAACAUAGUCUUACUGGAUGAUCCACCAGUCAUGGUCCUAGGUAUUUACCCAAGUGACUUAAACUGUAUGUGAGUGUUUAUAGCAACUUUAUUUACAGUUGCCAGAAAUUGGGAACAAACAAGAUGUCUUUUGGUGGGUGAAUGGAUAAACAGGCUGUGGUACAUCCCAACAGGGAAAUACUAUUCAGCUAAAAGGAAUGAGCUAUCAAGCCAUGAAGCUUGAUAGCUAGAGAGAAAUGAAUCGCAACUCUGUGUUGUUAAUGUAAGAAGCUCCUCUGAAAAGGCUACAUGGUCUAUGAUUCCAUAUAUGUGACAUCCUGGGAAAGGCAAAGCUAUAGAGGUGGUCAGCACACCUGACCACUUUGUUGCUAGGUGGUUGCUAGGGAUGUGGAGGGAAGGGGUAGCAGGUUGAAGAGGGGAAGCAUAGGAUGUUUUUUAGGGUGGUGAAAGUGUUCUUAAAUUACGGUAAUGGUAGAAUACAUGGUGCUAGACAUUUGUCAAAUCCUGUAGAGCUUUACAAAGAGUGAGCCUUCAUGUAUGCAAGGGUAAGAGGUCAGGUGACCUCAGGUUUAAAUGCUGAUUGUGACAAAACAAUGUAACCAUAGUAACCUCACUGAAAGGGGUGGGGCAAAGAUAUGCCUACCUGUCUAACUCUGGAGAGGGAUGAAGACUGCAACUGAAGGCAGAAGAACCUACAUAGGCUAUGUAGUCAAGGUUUUCUUAUACAAUUUCUGAAAGAACUGGCAAAAUAUCAUCAGAAUAAAGAAAGUUGCAAUAUGGAAACUCAGACAAGUUCAACAUUUCCCGUCAAAGACUCUCUUGCGGAGAAGCUUCAACUUAUUGACAAUGAGUUUGCAGGUGCUUGCCCUCAGCAGCCAAAGUUAGAAUCCUUAGAAAUCAAGUUAAACGAAUAUAAGAGGGAAGUAGAACAGCAGCUACGGGCAGAAAUGAGUCAGAAGUUGAAAUACUUUAAAGAUACUGAAAUCGUGAAAAUUAAAAUGGAAGAAAAAAGGAAGUAUGAGAAGGAGCUUGCUGAGUUCCAGAACGAAUUUGAGAGAACUUGUCAAGCAAAAUCUGAAGCCCUGAUGUCUCAGGAAAAGAUAACCAUAGAGAGAAUUCAAAAGCACCAGGAGAAUGAAACAAAAGAAAUCUAUGCUCAAAGGCAGCUUCUACUAAAAGACAUAGAUUUGCUGAGAGGCAGAGAAGCUGAGCUGAAGCAAAGAAUUGAAGCCUUUGAAGUUGCCCAGAGGCUGCAAGAAGAAAAAAAUAAAAGCGUGAGUGAUGGACUGCAGAGGCGGGAGUUGACUAUAAAGAGUAUCGAGGAGACCUAUGACCAAAAGCUCAAGAACGAACUUCUAAAGUAUCAACUUGAACUGAAGGAGGACUAUAUCACUAGAACCAACAGACUGAUCGAAGAUGAAAGGAAAAAUAAAGAGAAAGCUAUACAUUUGCAAGAGGAACUUGCAGCUCUUAAUUGUAAAAAGGAAGAACUUGAUCAUUCUGUAAACCGUGUGAAAGAACUCGAGCUUGAAUUGGAGUCUGUCAGAGCUCAAUGUUUGGCGUUAACAAAGCAAAACCACAUGCUAAGCGAGAAGGUUAAAGAGAUGAGUGACUAUUCUCUACUGAAAGAAGGAAAACUGGAGCUUCAGGCACAAAAUAAACUACUUAAACAACAAGUGGAAGACAUGAAAAGUGAAAACAUGCAUCUCCUAAACUGCAUAGCUCAGCCGUCUCCCGAACUGCUGAUUUUUCAGAAAGAAUUAAAGAAAGCAGAACAUGCUAUUGCAUUUGAGCAUAAGGAUUUUGAAACCCACAAGCAAGCUCUACAAAAACAGCUUCAAAGCGAGAUUGAGCGCUCUGCCCAGCUGAAGGCCCAGGUAUUAGAAUAUGAUGCUUCUGUCAAGAGGUUAACUACACAGAUUUCAAUUUUAAAAUUGCAACUAAAACAAACUCAGACAGCACUAGAGAACGAAGUGUACCACAACCCGAGGCACUCUCUGCUGAAUCGCUCCAUCAGCGGGUUAAUGAGCACCAGGGUGGGACCUCGUGAUGGCGACAUCAGUUGGGAUUUCUUGAAAAAUCCUCUGAGACAAGAGGAGGCAACAGCAGGCCCAGUUACACUGCAGAUCCCCAGAUACCCAAAUACCAGCGCAGAGGGAAGUUCCCCUGAUUCCGACCUCGAGUUUGUAGCCAGUACUAAGGUAAGGGUGAGAGAGCUGGAGCAGGAAGCAGAGUGCCUGGAAAAAGCUUUCCAGAACUACCAUCAAAGGGUCAGUCAGUGCCCUGCCAAGAGCCGCUUGGCAGCCAGGAGCCCACCCUCGCUGUGUCUGCCGGGGACUCUCAAGAACAUCACUGCAGCUGUUCCCGAGAGGUGUGUUUUUAUGGACGCCAGAGUCACCUCUCAGCAGCCUCCGGUAAGCACGCGCGGAGGGGAUGAGAGCGAGGUGUCCGAGGUGCCCAGCAGCAUGGCCUCAGGGUCACACAAGAGCACAGCCUCCAGACGACUCUCCUCCACGCCACUCCCCAAAGCGAGAAGCCUCGAUAGUGAAACGUACCUGGAAGGUCUGGGCCGGUCCACUGUCACCACCACCUGUCCUGACAGAAAGCCACAGCCUUCGCCUGCAGAGUCCAGGCACAUUUCGGUGCACUCGCUCUCCAGCCUUCUGGAGCAGAAAGCCAGUCUUUAUCAAAGACAUACAGAACUUCAAGACAAAAGUGAAUUUUCAAAUCCGGACAAGCUAGUUUUUAAGGAUAACAAGGGAUUUGAACCAUCUUUUGAAUAUGGAUGGAGUGUGCCAAGGCAGUUCGAGAGAGAGGGCCUCCAUCAUGCCGGCAACAUGCCUCACGUGGAUGGCGCUGCAGCCCCUGUGCCCACCAGGCCCAUCUCCUUUCAGUACCCAGGUGUCAACCAGAAAUCGCUUGGAGAACAGAAGGAAGAAGAAAAACUCCAAGAGCAGCAGGCCAGGGAACGAAAGCAGGGAGACGAGCAGAGGCAGAGCAAGUGGCAGGAAACUCUGCAGAGGGAGCAACGAGAACUCGAAAAGCUGGAUCAGGAGAAGAGGCUAAUUGAACAAUCAUUGAAGUUGGAAAUUGAAAAAGAAUACGAAUCAAGUGUUCAUGAAAUGAAAGACAAAUCUAAAUCUGUUAGUGGUGAAAAUCCUUUAGAGAAAUACAUGAAAAUCAUGCAACAGAAUCCAGACGAGGACACCACGGAUAAGAGUUCCAAAAAGGUGGUCCGAGAGAGCUCACAGUUGGACACGCUGCCGUCUAGUGACACCAAAGACAAAAGUUUUGCAGCCUUUUCUCACGAGGAACCAGAUGACAUUUGGUAACCAUGUUGGCUGCCCAGCUUCUUACUCCAAUAUCAUAACUAACGGCCUGUGAGUUCUCUGUAAUGAGACAGACUGCUUAAUAAAAAUCAUGUGCAAUCCA
Messenger RNA from Bubalus bubalis (water buffalo), 4552 nucleotides. It is a transcript of the gene OFD1, whose product is annotated as OFD1 centriole and centriolar satellite protein. NCBI's taxonomy places the organism in Eukaryota, Metazoa, Chordata, Mammalia, Artiodactyla, Bovidae. The coding region runs from base 1897 to 4452 and encodes 851 amino acids. The transcript is spliced from 19 exons. Gene Ontology annotation, cellular component: ciliary basal body; centrosome. Gene Ontology annotation, biological process: epithelial cilium movement involved in determination of left/right asymmetry. Gene Ontology annotation, molecular function: protein binding. The record is from RefSeq and is a predicted model, not a curated record.